Messenger RNA from Strongyloides ratti, 1695 nucleotides. Its product is annotated as Nonaspanin (TM9SF) family-containing protein. The coding region runs from base 1 to 1695 and encodes 564 amino acids. The transcript is spliced from 3 exons. Gene Ontology annotation, biological process: protein localization to membrane. Lineage: Eukaryota; Metazoa; Nematoda; Chromadorea; Rhabditida; Strongyloididae. The record is from RefSeq and is a predicted model, not a curated record. Gene Ontology annotation, cellular component: membrane.
AUGCUUCAAUUAAAAAUUAUACAAGUAUUUAUUUUUACAAUUGCAAUUCUUAUAAAUUUAAAUGGAGUUAUAGGAGAUGAGCAUUCUAAUACCUAUUACAGUGAUGAAGAAAUUGUAUUGUGGAUGAAUAAUGUUGGUCCAUACAAUAAUCAUCAAGAAACAUAUACAUAUUUCUCAUUGCCAUUUUGUAAAGGUGAUAAAAAAAAUAUUGAACAUUAUCAUGAAUCAUUAAGUGAAGCAUUAUUAGGUGUUGAACUUGAAUUUUCUGGUUUAGAUAUGAAAUUUCGAAGAAAUUUACCAAAAACAAUAUUUUGUGAAAAAAAAUUAUCAGAAAAUGAUUUUCUAACAUUUUUAUAUGCUGUAGAACAUAAUUAUUGGUAUCAAAUGUAUUUAGAUGAUUUACCUAUGUGGAAUCCUGUUGGUGAAUUAGUAAUUGAUUCUAUUGGAUCAAAAGAUCAUUAUCUUUAUACACAUAAAAAAUUUGAAAUUGGUUUUAAUGGUAAUAGAAUAGUUGAUGUUAAUGUAACACAAAGUGGUAAAGUUUUAUUAAAACCACAUAUGAAUAUACAAUUUUCUUAUGAAGUCUAUUGGUUAAAUAGUGAUAUAACAUUUGAUAAACGUUUUGAAAAAUAUUUAGAUCCUGGUUUCUUCCAACAUAGAAUUCAUUGGUUUUCAGUAUUUAAUAGUUUUAUGAUGGUAAUAUUUUUAGUUGGACUUGUUGGAAUGAUUCUUAUGAGAACAUUAAGAAAAGAUUAUACAAGAUAUCAUAAUGUUGAUGAAUUUAGUGAUGAUAAAGAUUUUGGUGAUGAUUAUGGAUGGAAACAAGUUCGUGGUGAUGUUUUUAGAAGUCCAUCAAUGCCAACAUUAUUUUCAUCAUUAUUAGGUAGUGGUUGUCAUAUUGCAGCAGUUUCUUUUAUUAUUGUAUGUCAUUCUCUUUAUGAAGAAAUGUACACAGAACGUGGAUCAUUUAUGAGUGCAAUAAUAUUCUAUUAUACAAUUUUAUCCCCAAUCAAUGGAUAUGUUGGCGCAAGUUAUUAUCAUAAAUUUGGUGGAAAAAAAUGGAUAAGACAAAUAAUUAUUGGGACAGGUUUAUUUCCUGUAUCAGUUUCAUUUGUAUCAUUAUCCAUUAAUUUUGUCGCAAUUUAUUAUCAUGCAUCUAGAGCAAUUCCAUUUACAUCUAUGUUAACAGUUAUUGUAAUAUGUUUAUUUGUCAUUUUACCUCUUAGUUUUAUUGGUGCUUGUAUUGGAAGACAUUUUAACAAAGAUGUAUCAUAUCCAUGUAGAAUUAAUGUUGUUCCAAGACCUAUACCUGAUAAAAAAUGGUAUUUUGAACCGUUGAGUUUAAUUAUUGCAAGUGGUGUAUUACCAUUUGGUUCAAUCUUUAUUGAAAUGUACUUUAUAUUUACAUCAUUUUGGGCAUAUAAAAUCUACUAUGUAUACGGUUUUAUGCUUUUGGUAAUAAUUAUUCUUGCAAUUGUCACAACGUGUUCGACAAUUGUAAGUAUUUACUGCCUUCUUAAUGCCGAAGAUUAUAGAUGGACUUGGACAAGUUUUUUUGCCGGUGCAUCUACAACAUUUUAUUUUGGAUACAUGGGAUUAUUUUCAUUAGCAAUAGGUUUAAUGUGUGGUACAAUUGGAUAUAUUGGAGCAUCUAAAUUUAUUCAUAAAAUUUAUUCCGCAAUUAAAUUAGAUUAA